CAUAGAGUCGGUUUGUCGUUCCGCUGUCGCCCCGGAAGUAGAGUCAGUGCGUUUGAGGCCACACGUGGGUGCAGCGUGUUUGUCCAGCGGCUUCGGGAAUGGGGAAAUCAGGGAAGCUUCGCUCCGGUGCGGCCGGUAAAGUGAAACGAUGGAAGAAAGGACACAGCAGCCAGUCCAACCCCGAGGCUCGAAGACACCGAGAGGCCGCCAGGAGCCGCUUCUUCAGCCGCCCCUCAGGUAGGUCCACAUCUGGGUGGGUAGGUGGGUGAAUGGGGAAUGGUGGGUGUUAAACGUUUCACGUAUUAGGCCAAAGUAGCCGAACCGUGGAUAUAACGGGCUUGGGGAUUGUUUCAGUAUCGGCUAUUGUGAUCUAAAAGUUCGCCUAUAUCUGUAAAGUCCCAACGUUUCGCACUUUAGUGAAUAACAAGUAAUUUGUGAGAUUGAUGUGAUAAGAGACCGAUUACCCUGUGACACUCCAGGUAGUCUUAGCUGCAAAACGCUUAACCCCUUAAGGAUCAAACUUCUGGAAUAAAAGGGAAUCAUGACAUGUCAUGUGUACUUAAGGGGUUAAAGUGAAACUGCGACUGGUGAGGUUUAUGCACAGGAUGACCAUUGAAUCCUGGGCCCUGCCCCUCCCACCCCCAAUUACGUCCAAUCACACUGACAGACAUACUAAAACAUUCGCAGAUGCAUACUGACAAACACAUAUAUACUGGCAGACAUAUUGACACACAUUCACACAUUCAGACAUACAGACAUAUACACUGACAGAUAUACUGAUGUACUGACACAGACACAUACACUGACAGAUAUACUGAUGUACUGACACAGACACAUACACUGACAGAUAUACUGAUGUACUGACACAUACACUGACAGAUAUACUGAUGUACUGACACACACACUGACAGAUAUACUGAUGUACUGACACACACAUACACUGACAGAUAUACUGAUGUACUGACACAGACACACACUGACAGCAGUGGCGUACAUACCAGGGUCGCAGCUGCGACCGGGCCCGUCCCACCAGGGGGCCCGGCCGCCCCUGCGACCCGGUGUGUACCCACAGGGCCAGCCUCUUCUCCUGGGGGGCCCCGGUCAGGCGGGCGCGCGAGGGAGCACUCAGUUCUUCCUCUUCAGCUCCCUCGCGCACCGCACUGAUGCCGGAGUCGGAAGAUGACGUCAUCUUCCGGCGCCGGCAUCCCUACGCGGCGCGCGAGGGAGCUGAAGAGGGAGCACACAGGGGAAAGUGCUCCCUCGUGCGCCGGCCGCCCACCCAGUGACCUGCCGCCCAGCAGCACCACCACUGGACCCCAGGGAAUCCCCCCAGCACUCCAAAAGGUAAGGAGGCUGGGGGGAUUAAAUUUAAAAAAAAAAAUGUUUGUGUGUUAGUGUGUGUAUGUUAGUGUUUGUGUUAGUGCGUGUGUCAGUGAGUGUGUCUGUUAUUGGGUGUGUGUCUGCUAGUGAGUGUGUUACUGUGUGUCUGUUACUGAGUGUGUUUGAUGUCUGUUAGUGAGUGUGUGUUUGUCAGUGAAAGUGUAUGUUUUGUAAGUGAGUGUGUAUGUAUGUCUGUCGCUGAGUGUGUCUCUGUCAGUAAAUGUGUGUGUCUGCUAGCGAGUGUGUGUGUGUCUUCAGCAUUUACCUUUCUCCAGCGUCGGACUCCCCAGUGUCCGCCUCUCAGCUCCGAAUGCACAUGCGCAGGCAAGAGGCAUGCGCGCAUUUAAACCGCCCAUAGGAAAGCAUUACUCAGUGCUUUCCUAUGGACGUUCAGUGUCUUCUCACUGUGAUUUUCACAGUGAGAAUCGCGGAAGCUCCUCUAGCAGCUGUCAAUGAGACAGCCACCAGAGGCUGGAUUAACCCUCAGUGAAACAUAGCCGUUUCUCUGAAACGGCUAUGUUUUCAGCUGCAGGGUUAAAACUAGAGGGACCUGGCACCCAGACCACUUCAUUGAGCUGAUGUGAUCUGGGUGUCUGUAGUGGUCCUUUAAGUGUGUGUGCAUACUGCGGUCGUGGGGUCGCAUGUGUUGCGGCCCCGACCCGCGCCGAGUGAGCGCGGGGGGGGGCCACGGAUCAAUUUUUGCACCGGGCCCCAUGGGUCAUGUGUACGCCACUGACUGACAGAUACAGUACUGACACACACUCAUACACUGACAGACAUACUGAAACACACACACACACACUGACAUACAUUUAGCCACCAUCCAACCUCCCUUACCUUUUCAGGAGUGUGGUUUCCUUGGGGUCCAGUGGCAGGCUGAGGCAGUUGCGAGUUGUCUUCUAGAACUCCCCUCCUCCAUGCUUUCCUCCUCCUGCACAGCUAUUAUCUCCGGUGGGAGCAAGUGAUGCGCGGCACUCAGUUCCUCCCAGCUGGCUCCCGAACAAGAAGGGUCCCGGCCGCGCUGUUUAAGCAUCACAGCGCCUGACCAGGCCCCUGCUGACACAUGCCUACCGUGUGGCCCUUUGUGCAUGGGCCACCCGGGGGGCCUCCUUAGUGUGCGGGCACAGUGCCUGAUCCAUGGGGGCUGCGCAAAACGCGGGGCUCUGGGGGCAGCUGCUCAGGACCCCGCAGGAGCAACUGUGCCCGGGGCAACUGCCCCGUUUGCCCCGCGUUAAAGACGACCAUGAGGACGACUGUAUAAAAUUAUAAAAUGUAUUUAGAAUCAUUGAAAUAACAACCCAGUCAAGAGAUAUACAGAGACAAAGUAGGAAAUACUCCUACUGACUUUCUUUGACUCACGUGGGAGUCUAAGAGUCAUUCUCUGCUGCUGUCAUUAGUGAUGGCUGCAGGGAUUAGGCUGUAUUUAUGGAGGAUCACGCAGUCUUGUGGGAUCCACCACAGACCUUAAUCCUGUACUCAUGCGCAGAGAGGAUCAGGAUGGCAGCACAUGCACGGGACAGGUUCAGGUAAAUAAACUCACCUUUACCUGCCUCCCCCAGCCUCUGGGCCACGAGGAGCGAUGUCACCGUUGGGGAUUUUGUAAAAUCGGCAAAAUCCCCUAACUGUGACAGUGCUGCUUCAAGUGUAGUGGAGCUGUGUGCUUUAUUAGCCUCUGCUCUCUUAUUCACCCUAGUAAACUCUUCAGUUGUGUCUACUGGAGUGAGUGACUGCCCUAGAACCAUUACAUCACAAUUAGUUUAUCACUUGCCUGGCUCUUUCAGGCACCCUCAUGUCCUCUAGCCUGCAUUUGUAUGCUAAAAGCGAAAGUUUAUGCUGUCGAAUUAGCAUACCAACUAGUGACUCCCUGUAUCUGUCUUGUUUUGAUAAAUAUAUACAUCUCCAUAUAAUGCUUGUUUUCCUUUACCAUAAAGUUACUCUCUUGCAAUGUGAAAUCGUUUAUUUCACCAAUGUAAAUAUAAACAAAAUCGUGAUAAAUUUAAAGCAGCACUGUCACCGUCUGUGGACUUUGCUGAACUCACUAUGAAGAUUACAUUGCCACUGGUGGUCCUGGGGCUGGGGCAGGGAAAGGUAAAAUUAUUUACCUAAACCUGUACAAGAGUACAGCAUUGAGGUCACUAGUUGGAAUUUCAGUGAAAAAAUUGCCACUAAUAAGAAAUUAUUACUAUGCUGAACUUAUUGGUAUCUAAGCACUAGUCUGCUUACAAUUUUUAGCUUUCCUUUACAUGUAAUACCUACAUUGUCUUUACAUAUCAUUCAUCACCUCAUUGUGUAUCAAUUUCAGGAAAAAGUGACUUGACAGUAGAUGCUCUGAAACUUCACAAUGAUCUCCAGUCAGGGUCACUGCCAAUGCCCAAAAAACCUGGGGGCACACAAGAAUACAUGGAAGAUGAGGUUGAGAUGGCGAUAACUGAGAAAUCUGGAGUUUCUUUCCUAAGUGGAUUAUCUGAUUGCACUAAUCUUACAUUUGGCAAAGUACAACGAUACUGGGAGUCCAACUCAGCGGCUCACAAAGAGGUAAGUUGCCUGUAAGGGCCAAAUCUCUAGAACAGUGCUUUCCAAACGUUUCAUGUUGGUGACACACAUUUUAGACAUGCAUCAUUUUGUGACACAGUAAAUCAGUUUUACUAAUAAACUGGAGGUUAAACGACUGCUAACCCCCUUAAAAGAAAUACGGAUACAUAAAUCGUAAUAAUCAAAGGAUUAUGCGCACAUUGAGAUAUUCGCGGUUAUGGAUGUUUGCGAUAUUUGUGAUGCCACAUGAACACAGCCCCAGUGCACACAGGUAGACACGCACGGUCACAGGCAGACACGCCGACACUCACACACAUGCACGAUCACGGAUGGAAAGCCACACGCUCUGAGCGCUUGCCGGACGGAUAGCGACACGUGUGGAGUGCGUGCUGGGCAGACAGCCUGCCCAUGACUGUGUGUGUGUGACUGUCACACUCAAAAACACACACAGUCAUGUGCAGACAGUCACUCACACACACACUACCAAACAAAUCAAUUUGAUGGCUGACUGGAAUUGAGUUGGUUAAAAUAUUUAGUUUUUCUGAUUGUUUUUCAGAUCUGUGCCGUGCUGGCUGCUGUUACUGAAGUGAUCCGGUCUCAGGGAGGGAAGGAGACAGAAACUGAAUAUUUUGCUGCUCUGGUAAGUGAAUGUCGACGUAACACUUUUUUUCCCACAUAGUUAUUUUAAAUUAAUACUAAAUAAAACUUUUUCUUUGUAGAUGGUUUAUUUGAAACCUUUAAUGCUAUCAGGACUUAAAAUUUCAAAACCUAUACUAAUAGCUAGUCCUUAGACGUUAUACUUCUGUGCAAGACUGGAGGUUCCAUGGCACACACAACCAGGGGGGAAUUUUCUACUUGAAGGACUAAAUUUGCAAUCGCUAGAGGAUACUACGUGAUUCAUUGAAUACAUGACAUUAAAAUAAAUGGCAUUACAUGGACCGAGCAUAGUACAUAGAAGCCAUUAUAGAAACAAAUUCAGGACCUCAAAAUGAUCAUAGCAUCAACCAAUUGCAAAUAAGUAUUUACAGGCUGUUGCUAUUGUCAAACAAACUGCUAAUUACAAUCAAGAUGUGGGCACCGAUCUAGGUUAGGGAUAAGGAUUUUUCUAGGCUUGAUGGAAGCCAACCAGUAUUCAUAGUAUUGGAUCGGGUUUGUUCUCUUCCUGCUGGAGUUUCGCUGCCCAUUUUCUGUAGGGUCUUUGUUUGAAAGACAUAGCUUCUACACACUAGCAGAAAUGAUACAACAUUUAUGGGGCAUCUUUCCUUAUUAAUUUUAGAUGGUCCUACUGGGGAUUGGGGUGUUAUUUACUGGCACCGCAUUUUCUGUUCUUACAUUGUCCCUGUGCCUAGUCAAUGUUUUUGAUCUCAUGGUGUGUUUUCCCAUUUAGAUGACUACACUAGAAGCAGUGGACACCCCAGAAUCCCUGGCUGCCGUUGCUUAUCUGCUUCACCUGGUUCUCAGAAGGUAAGCCAUGAUAUUUUAUUUAUUUGUUUUUAGCUGGGCUUCUCUGGAGACCACCAAUGGGUCAGGAUGGGCAGUGGUUGCUAUGCUGGGGGGAGCAGAAAGACUUCCUUUUGGAGAUAUUGUUUGUUCUCCCUUUUCAAUCAAAUCUUUGGCAUAGAGUCCAUGCCAGAGAAUUGAUUAACAGGUGGGAAAAAUAACUUUUUAAAAAAAUAAGAUUUUAUCCCUAUUUAUACAUUUACUAACAAAUCUGCUAGCACAAUGUAUAGCUGGAAUUUGAUGUUCUUUCAAAAGAUCACAAACAGUUCUGGGCACGAAGAAGCCUUUUAAAUUCCAAUGGGGUAUGCUACACCCACCUUACUGCAGUGUGGGAGUCACUAAUGAUCUUCCAUGUCUCACUUGCCCUCCCAUAUGGACACAUGCCUUUUGUAAUGUGAUAUAGCUUCUCCAGAAUAUCAUUCAUUAAGGCUUCCAUCAAAACUGGGAACAAACGGGAUACCUUGGAUUCUCCUGAUAGUAAAGCUGGUGAAUUAUAUAUCAUAGUCUCAGAAAAGCUAAAACCUCACUUCUUCUGCUUGAAAUUAUUUUUUUUUUCAGAAAGACAUAUUAGACAGAAUUCUGGCCCUAAUAGAAUUAAGGGAGUAUAUUCUCGCCUCAUCUUUACAAAUAAGCUAGGCAUAUUUUUCAUCCUAUGCUAAGAGGUUUGUAUAAAAACUACUGUCAGUCACUCACAUUCUGCAAAGAGAAACCAUACACCUGAAGGCUACCUACAUGUUCCCAUGACUGUCAAAUCAAGUAAAUUCCUCAGAUUGUCAAUGUUCAAAAGUAAGAGUCUCCUACUUUCAAUUCUUGUUGAUUCCAUUUGGCCUCCGGAAUAACCACAAAUACAUCAGCAUAACUUGGCCUGAAAGAGUAGACCGCAGUAUCUACGAUGUGAAAGAUUUGCAAGGAAGUGAAACCCCCCCCCCUUUUUUUUUCCUUCUAAAAGGUUCAUCAGUAUAGAAAUGUCUUCGUGCGUUAUUUGUUUGCACCUUUUCCAUUGAAUGACCGAGCUUUUUUGCACCUCUUCCUUAUCAACCUAGUGGUGCUCACACUGCUGUUUUUAUUUCCUGUCUUUUAGGGUUCCUGGCCCGGUAUUGAUCAAGAAGUUUUCAGACACAUCUAAGGCAUUAAUGGAUAUCCUGGCCACGCAAGCUAAUUCUGGAGGCAGCUCUGUGGGCCGUUGGGUAUGUGUUAAUGACUAUAAAUAGAGUCUUGUGUUGUGCUAUAUGCUGCCCAUUUCUUACACCAGGGCCAUGAUCUGCCCAAUGAACCAUUAGAUACAGUAUUAAGUGUAUUGCAUGAAAUUAUUCCUAACUGGUUCAAACAAAAUGAUUUCAAUAUUUUCUUUCUUGCUCUCUCCAGAUAGUGUCUUGCCUGUCUGUCCUGCUACGCAAGCAGGAGCUUUCUGCAUGGAGCUACCCAUCAACUCUGCAGGUGUAUCACGGAGUACUCAGCUUCACUGUCCACGCAAAACCUAAAGUGAGUUUAACGUCUUUCCGAAAUUCCCACCGGGCACAUUGUCAUUUUACUUGGCCAGCAGUUUGUUAAAGUGCUUCCGUAAACAAAUUUGUUAUGAACAGCACCUAUAUAAUCGUUUAUUUGUAUUUAUUUUACUUUUUUUUUUUUUUAAGUUUCAUAUCCUGUCUUAAUACAUUUCCAAUGUUUUCCUGGCUCUUGUAAAAAUAUAUAUUAACAGCAUGCUGGUACAGCCUAUCUGGCUUACUCUGUGAUUGGCAACCUUCGGCACUCCAGAUGUUGGGACUACAUCCCCCAUAAUACUCCUACACCCAUAAUGCUGGCAAAGCAUAAUGGGAGGUGUAGUCCAAAACAUCUGAAGUGCUGAAGGUUGCCUGUACCUGGUCUAGAUCAAUGGGUUAUUGGCUUGGCACUACACAGGUUUCUGAAGAACAUUUCCAAUGAGUCUUAAGGGCAUCAUGGGAAAUUUAGUGCAAAAACAUCUGGUGUGCCAAAGUUGGACAUCACUAAUGUAGGAGGAGGAAUGCGUCAGUGACCAAUCAAAAUCAACCAUGUGUUAAAACAACGUUAUAUAUGCUUAUAUGUAUGUACACUCAUCAGUCACAACUUUAAAACCACCAAUAGGUGAAGUGAGAAACAUCAAUUAUAUUGCUACAAUGGCACCCGUCAAAGGGUACAGUAUAUUUGGCAGCUAAUGAACAGUCAGUUAAUGAAUUUCAUGUGUUGGAAGCAGGAAAAAUGGUCAAGCGAAAAGAUCUGAGUGACUUUGACAUUGGCCAAAUCAUGAUGGCUAGAAGACUGGGUCAUAGCUUCUAAAAAAAAUGACAAAUCUUGUGGGGUGUACUUGGCAUUCUGUGGUUAUCCACCAAAAAUUGUACAAGUAACGACAAGGCUCAUUGAUGCAUAUAAGGAGCGAAGAUUAGCCUGUCUGGUACAGUCACACAGAAAAACUAAUGUAGCUCAAAUUGCUGAAGAACGUAAUGCUCCCCAUGAAGGAAAGGUGUCAGAAGACCCAGUGCAUUGCGGUUAUCUUCGAAUGAGGCUGCAUAGCCCAUAGUGCAGUAAGCGUCAGAACUGGACCAUGGAACAAUAGUAGAAGGUUGCCUGAUAUGAUGAUUCACAUUUUCUUUUAGAUAAUGCAUGUGAUUCGUUUACCUUUGGGAGAGAUGGCAGCAUGAUGCACUAUGGGAAGAAGGCAGGCUGGUGGAGACAGUGUUAAGCUCUGGGCAAUGUCCUGCUGGAAAACCUUGGGUCCUGGCAUUUGUGUGGAUGUUACUUUGAUGCAUAUCACCUACCUAGAUAUUUUUGCAGAACAUGUACACCCCUUCAUGGCAAUGGUGUUCCCUGAUAGCAGUGUCCUCUUUCAGCAGGAUAAUGCACCCUGGCACACUGCAAAAAUUGCUCAGGAAUGGUUUGAGGAACAAGACAGAGUUCAAGGUGUUGCCUUGGCUUCCAAAUUCACCAGAUCUCUAACCGACUGAGCAUCUGUGAGAUGUGCUGGAAAGACUUAUACAAUCCACAGGGCCCCCGCCUUGCAUCUUACACGGCUUAAAGGAUCUGCUGGUAAUGUGUUUGUGUUUUAUAUAACAGAAGACACAUUCAGAUCUGUUCUGACCGCCCAAGGGGGACCUACAUGAUAUUAGGCUGUGGCUCAUCAGUGUAUAUUGGGGCUUAACAUUUCCACAGUGGAAAUUCAACUCUAGUGAGUUUCCCAUGGAAUCCAUACCAACUAUGCCGAUCUUGGUGUUGUUUGAAAGCAGCAGCUUAUUGUAACAAUGGCUGCACAGCUGAUAAACUGUAGACAUCGUGAACAACAUUGAACUGUAGAGGAGGGCAAUGGCCUUAUACAGCUCUGUAGACACCUGCCCAUUAGUCACAAGUUCUCACUAAGUCACUGUGCAGGACUUAGACAUCCUGCAAUAAAUAGUCUGAUCAUCUCCCAGACAAGAGGAGAAAGAGCAUAAGUAAGUUCCUCUCUCUAGACUUUAAAGGGAUAAUCAUUAAUGUCAAAGAAAUUGUUCCCAUAACUUCAUUGUGAAUAACUUGUAAAUGGUGUAGUAUAUGAUUAGAAUUGUAUGUACAUGUUGAUAAACAGAUUUCCUUGCAAAUGUAUACCUGGAAAGUUUAGUCUCAUUUUAUUUUUUCGAUUUCCUUAACAUUUUGUUGUUAUGUCAUUGCCAUACAGGCAGAGAGUGCAAAUGUAUAGUCUAUUGGCAACUGCUUAAGAUCCGUAUAAAAGGAACAUUUCCAGAAAAAUAAAUCUAUAUUCAUACUGUCCUUCCUGGUAAUUGUGGUUGGCAAUAUUGCAGGUGCUGUGAUGCUUUACACUAUGUAUUUCUCACUCUUUCAGCUGAUAAAUUAUCAUUCUUUACGAUCUAUUUCAGAUCUGGAAGUCCAUGUGUUCAGCUUUGUAAGCUGUUCCACAGCCAGUUGGAUUUCCAAAAUAACAUGCAGGGUUUUUCAAUCAAUACCAGAUUUCAAUACCAGAUUUUAGCUAAUUAAAUCUAAUUUGCUAAAUUGAUACUAAUAUAGCUAAUCUGAAAAAAACUUGGAUGUUACAACUGCAGUUUUGCCAUUUACAUUUAUUUUUCUAAAAUUCGGUCUUUAUUAAAUAACGUUGAGGUGGUUUUUAUAAAUCGCCUGGAGUGGGGAUUGCUGACUGGCUUUUCUCUCCUAAAUUCUUCAUCUUACACCAAGGAUAAUGUUUUUGGGCAAUGUAAAAAUAAUGAAAUACAACUAGGUAUUUGUGAUUUUUAUCUUCAGAUCAGGAAGGCUGCCCAACUUGGUAUCUGCUCUGUCCUAAAAGGCAGUGAGUUCAUGUUUUCAGAAUCAGCACCAAGCUACCAUCCUGCGGCUCCAUCCACCGCUAAAUUCUGCAUCCAAGAAAUUGAAAAGUCUGGAGGUAAGUGUACCUGAUACAUUGUUUGCAUUACAUGAAUGUUAUGUGAGGUGCUUGGGUUAAUCACAGCAGAUGAGCACUGUGGAUAUUAUCUGCUAAAUUGCGAAGCUGAUCACUUAGAAGAGUAGUAGGGUAGUCUUUCAUGUGUUUGUUAUAGAGUGGAUGAAACGUUUUGGUGAGAUUGAAGUAUAGCACAUUAGUAAGUGUUCUUGUUUUGACAUUUGUUUUGUUAAUUUAAUUCACAGAAGAUUGUUAGGAAUUCUAUGGUCCGGGAGGCCUUUUAAUUUUAUUCUAAGAUAAGCACCAAAUUUGUUUAUAAUUAUCAGCUCAAAUACUAUUGCCAUCCUUGGGAGGUAGUGUGCUAUUUUAUUACCCCAUGCAGUAUAGACAUAGUUUGUUUCUUAUAUUUUCCUCCUCACUCUAAUCAGGUAGUAAAGAAGCCACGACCACGUUGCACAUGUUGGCCUUACUAAAGGACCUUCUACCCUGUUUCCCUGUCACUGUUACAAAGACUUGUUGCGAGACCCUGCUAAAGGUCAUGACCUUAAACAACGUGGUAAGUACUUGUGAGCGUUACGCGUUAUAUCAGCUGCCUGUCCUUAAGCUACACACAUAGCAUUUACCACCCUCAGUACUGGUGGUUAUCUGUUGCAGGCACUGAAUGUCCUACGUUUUAAUUGGUACAUGUCUCUCUUUUUUCCAGUUAAUCACAGCGUGUGCGAUGCAGGCGUUCCAUAGCCUUUUCAAUUCAAAUUCACUCCCAUCUUCGUUGACUCCUGAGCUCAAUGCUCAAAUCAUCACAGUGAGUGUGAACCAUAAAAAAAAAAAAAAGACUAAAGUCUAUUGAAACUAGAUUCAUGACAAAAGAACAUAUUUUAAUAUUUCAACUCCCCCCUUCCCCGUGGCAGGAAAACAAUCCUUUCUUUUCAUGCAAAACAUAAUUUUGAAAAUUUUAAACUACAAUUAUCCAGUCAUCUCUUUUCCACGACCCUCAUCCAUCUUUUGGAAAAUCUUGCCAUCUGUAAUCUACACACUUUUGAACUGUCAUUCUAAAAGUAGUUUUUUAGUAAUGUUUAUUUUCUUAACAUUUCUAGCUGUAAGUUUUGUUGGUUUGUUUUGAGAUUGACUUUUCUGCGUUAAAUGUAUACUUAUUUUUAUUUUAUUUAUUUAUUUUGCCGUACAUAUAGAUAUAACACACAUGCUUGUGGUACCCCGACGGCAUUCCACUUGCUUAUUUUAAAACAUUUGUAACAGGGGCAUACAUUAACAAUGCACAUUUUUAUGUAUGAGUUGAAGGUUAUCAUGUUUGACGCAUACUUUACAUUCACAACACUCAUUGAUGCAUACAGGCUUGUCACAGGCUGCCCUUCUCACCUGUAUGUGAGAAGGUAGUUAUAAGUUUGUGCUGUCUUAUGAUUUGAUGUAUAGCUUAACCAACAUUUGUUCUAUAAGUGUUAAACAGGCUUGAGUUAGCACAGUGGUUGUACUAGCUUGGUGAAUGGUCAUUGAUAGCAGGUACUGGGCUCUAGAUUGGUGGCUAUAUACAUGCAAGCUGCAUAGAGUCAUGGUUGCAGGGGAGGAUUCAUGGCUAAGUGAACUGACUUAUUUUUUUUUCUCUUAUUCCCAUACAGGCUCUUUUUGACUACCUUCCAAACGAGAAUGAUUUGCAGCCUUUGUUGGCUUGGCUGGCUGUCAUGGAGAAAGCUCAUAUAAACCUGUCUAGGUAAAUGUGGUCAUUUAGUUAUUUCUGUAUAAUUGAAACGCACUUGUGCACACUCUUCUAUUUACCUUUCAGAGAAGGAACAUUAUACUUUUAAAGGACAUUCUUAGUACCAUAACCACUAUAACUCAUUGGAGUACCCCAGUGGCAUGGGGCUGAGUGUGGCGGUCUAAACCAAUCUUUCCAUUCCUACAUUAGCAGAUCAGCAUCCAGGAUAGAGGUGCUAAGAGAGCCCUAUUUUAAAAAAAAAAUCAGAUUUGCAAAUAAUUCGGCAUAAGCUAAAUGAGUUGUUAUGGUGCUUAAAAUGUCUCUUUAAAGGGAGGUGAUACUAAAGCAUUAAUCACAACAAAACAGCUGGAAAGAGGGCCAUAGCCAAAUAUUCUACUGGAAAAAAAUGUUUGGGGUAUUUUGUCAAAGUUAAAGACGAUCUGUAUAUGAGCUACACUAUGUGAGAGACAUGUCCUCUUCUUACUUGAUUCUAACCCUUUCAUCGCAAAAUAAAUGUUUUAUAUUUAAGGUUGAACAGUGAGCUUUGCCUGGGUCACCUUCCUCGUCUCUUCUCUACGGCUAUGAACUGCUUUUUGUCUCCUCACGGACAAGUUGUAUCUGCAGCUGCUAAGUCAUUAAAGGUAUGACUUCAAAUCUAAACUCUCACCCUUGGUAAUGCAAUAAUUGACACUGUCGAGGAAGGACAGAGAACAAAAACCAGAACCAAUUUGCUUUUUCUUUCUCAUGGAAUAGUAGUAUUAAGCUGCCUGUGAGCCAGGCAGAGGGAGCUUUGCCACUUGCUGUGUAAUUACCCAACCAUGGGUAGCCUGUCAAAGGUGUUUGGGCUAGCAUAUUGUGUUUGCACCCUAUGCAAAGGUUACACAAACUGAUAUUGCCAGACAGGAAAAGCGUAUACUAGCCAGUUAGACACAUACAUAAAAUGUAUUUAUCUCCAGAAUUAAGCAUUAUUAUAAAGAAAGGAUCUAGGGAGAUGGUCUUUGCACCCUAAACGUUUCAGUAAAAUGAUACCCUUUUACAAUUCCCGAGUAAAUGAUACAUACAUGUUGCUUGAAUUUGUAUAUGGAAUACUUGCACUGCUAACAAUGAUUGGUUUAUUUGCCGCAGGCAAGAAAGAUAUAUAAACAUUUUUAAAGGGACUCAAAUACAACUUUAGCGUAAUGAAGCUGUUUUGGUGUAUAGAUCAAGUCCCUGCAGUUUUAUUGCUCAAUUCUCCUCCAGUUAGCAGUUAAAUCACUUUUGUUUCUGUUUAUGCAGCCCUAGCCACACCUUCCCUGGCUGUGACUCACAAAGUAUGCAUGUAAUGGGGAAAAAUAAAAUGGUUUCAUUUUUGAAUCAGCUGUUAACUUGCUUUAGAAGUUUUUAAUUACCUGCUCUGUAAAUUGAACUUUAAUCACACACUGCAGGAGGCUCCUGCAGUAUCUAACAGACUAAUAACAGAGCAAGAGAUAAGACAUUCUAAAUUAAAUAGACUGUGUAAUAAAGGAACUUUAAACAUUGGAUCUCUCUUUACAGGAAGUGUUUAUGAAGGCCGUGCAAGUUACAUGCAGGGAGGUGUGACUAGGGCUGCAUAAACAAAGUGAUUUAACUCCUAAAUGACAGCGAAUUGAGCAGUUAGACUGCAGGGGCAUGAUCUGUACACCAAAACUGCUUAAUUAAGCCAAAGUUAUUUUAGUGACUAUCGUGUCCCGUUUAAGUAAUGCACCUAUGAUUUUUCUGCUGGAACGUUUUUACGGUGCAGUUUGUAAUUUGAGUACAUCUGUAAAGGUUUUUUUUUUUUUUGGUCUUAGUCUCUCCUUUCAGAAUGCGUUGCUCCUAAUUCAACCAGUAUAGAGUCUGUCUCUUCCUCUCCAGCGACAGGUCCUGCUAUGCACCUCUGUAAAAUGUUCAAGUAAGUCGUUUUCCAUUUUUUUUUUGUUUUUGUUUUUUUUUUCUUUAACAGAUUUUUCACCAUUCUGUGUAGAGAUGCUUUUAUAAUCUGUUCCUCAUUGCUGUGCAAAAAUGGGCUGAGCUCUGGGCAGCAGUCACUGCCCUAUUCUUAUCUGUACAUUUACCAAAAGUUAGUCUUCCUUUAACCCCUUAAGGACCAAACUUCUGGAAUAAAAGGGAAUCAUGACAUGUCACACAUGUCAUGUGUCCUUAAGGGGUUAAAGUGCUUUAAGUCCAAGAGUGAACUCACAAUGUAGGAAGUUCCAAAAAAUUAAGCAAGAUACCAACUUGUAAAGGGCAAACAUAUCCUUUAACUAUGUUGCUGACUGUUUUAACAAACAUCAAACAGUCUAGUCAUCAAAGCAUUAAAUAUUACACGUUUAUAUUUCACUUUUUGUUUUUAGGGUUGUUGAGGACGGUUUAUCAUACAAGUUUCACGCGUCCUGGCCCUACGUCCUUCAGCUGUUGCAGACGUUCUUCGAGGCUGCUGGAAGGUCUUGCCAUCCUUUCAUGAAACAAGUAAGGGCCUUGUUGGAAAUGCUGAGCAGAAGGUGGAACUUUUUUAAUCUAUUGUCCCAGCCCUGGCCUUGGUGUAGCAUGCAGGCAUGAUAUAUCACACGUCCUGAUUGAUGGAAUGUCCUUUUAUUGUAGUGUUUGCAGACCCUUGCCGACUUGCGUGUUUCUGCGCACUUUCCGUACACGGCGGAUCUGGAUCGUGCUGUGGGAGCGGCUGUAGAAAGCAUGGGGCCGGAAGUUGUUUUGAAAGCCAUUCCAUUACAGAUAGAUGGCACAGAGUAAGUAUUUUGUUUUAUUGCAAGGCUGCAAGUUGUUUCCUCUUUAUUCUUCGUGUACUUUUCGAUUAGAUUUAUAAAAUAUUGUGAUAAGAGCAUUUAGUGAUUUCUGCACCUAAAACAAAUUACUUAGACUUAAUUUCAAGUUGAGCAUUUACAUUUUAGUGUAAAAGUAAUAUAAGGUUGGUAUGAUUUUUUUCAUUUUUAUUGUGUAUGUGUGUAAAACAGUCUUCUUUUGAUUAGAAAUCCAUGUUGGUAUCACAAAACUAAAAAAAUAAUAUAUUCACAACAGACUGCUUAAUAGACAAAAAAGUUGGUUGGUCAAACCUGCAAAUUCUAUCUUCAACUUCCAUUUCUAAAGUAAACUGAGUGAAAUUCACAGAUAUUUAAAUACACAGCGGUGACUGCAAUGAAAUUGGGAAGAUUUUUUGCACAUGCUUGUGAUUUCACGUGUACCAUGCAAAUAAACGCAUGCAGUGUCCGUGCUUCUUCCAAACUUUGUGUGAGCGGACACUGACUAAGAAAGACUGCUGGCUCAAAGAAAAGAACCUGCAACGGGCAAAUUUUAAAAAGUUUUUUAUGUCAUUUUAGUUUUCUAUUAUUUAUAUUUUUCCACAUUUUUAAAUGUAUAGUCAACCUAGGGACGAAAAGCUACUUUUUUUGUUUUUUUUUGUUUUUUAUACUUACAUUUGUUGUUCUAUUGUCAGGGACCUGAGUGACUUCCCUCGGAGCUGGCUUGUCCCUGUGAUUCGGGAUCAUGUUAAAAAUACAGAACUUGGGUUCUUUACCCGGUACUUCCUUCCUCUGGCUGUCAACGUUAAGAAUCGAGGUAAUUCUUGUUGGUUGUUACUUCAGACUCUCAAGGUUCAUAUUGCUGUCUGUGGUUAUUGAGAAAAGGUCUGAUCUGCUUGCACACUUGUAGGGUUUUUGUUUAUUCGAUGAUUCUUACCACUUCUUAGACUUUUCCUGGCACACAAGAAGUGAAGUGGUCUAUCCUUCCUCUGCUGUGAUAAUAGUCUAAUGUAACUUGCAAUUCUGAUACUGAAGAACAGUUUAUUCAGUUAUGACCGUAUAAACUUGACAAACAUUGUAAAUUAAAUUCUUAACCCCCCCCCCAUUUUCUUAUGUGUUGUUCGGAUUUUCUAUUUUAGCUGUUGAAUUAAGCCAAGCUCAGAGAAAUCUUGAAGCCAAAAUCUGUGAGACUCUUCAGUGGCAGGUGAGCAAUUAUUACUUAAUUCAACUUUAGUAGCACAUAACAAAUAAUCAGUGAAACAUUUCUGAGACCCAAUUUUGAUUCUAAAUAUGAAAAUUGCCAAUGAGGUCAGAAUGCAGACCAGGCAGCGCACACAGUGUGAUGACUGAUGACAUCACUGCUCUGUGCAGGGAGUGAAGUGGUAGCCUUUGGUCGUAUGCUACCUCAGUCCCACCAAAGGUGAAUAAAUAUGGCAGAGGGAUCUAGUGUUCUGUAAAAGUAGGGGCUCGAUUUUCAGGUUUUUCUUUACUUACACUUCAUUUAAAAAAAUAAAGUUGUAUAAUUUCAUGACGCGCUGCAAGGAUUCUUGUAGUUAAGCAUAUAAUUUCUUGUGACAACUGUCCUGUAACGUGUUAAUUACAUCUAUUUGGACACCGAAAUGCAUAUAUUUACAUGACUCCUGUGAGCCACUCACCACCGAGUGACUUUCGUUUGCUUUAAUAUCAGAUAACACACUCAGCUCAUCAAUUCUGUUCAAAUUUCGUAAUUUUGUUUUUUUCUUAUGUCACUUACUAACCCCUGGGUUGUAGCCAAACCAUUGAAAAAUAGCUUACUAGCAACAUAACCACUAAAACAGGCAGUAGUAGGUCUCAUUCUUACAAACUUCCUGAAUAAAAGGGAAUCAUGAGAUGUCACACACAUGGCAUGUGUCCUUAAGGGGUUAAAGGAAGUCUAAAGCAUUGGUAGUAUAGUGUCACCUCCGUGUGCCAUAAGAAUGAAUAAAUUCAAAGCUUUCCUGAUCUUUAAAAAUAAUUGCAUGGUUAAACGGACAGGAUCACUGCACCCAAACAACUUGAGACUUUAGUUUCCCUUUAAAUUAACAAAAGCUUAACAUAAUUCUCAUUUAUGGAAUUUAACAAAAAUUAUAUAUGUUGGAUUUAUUUUUAAACCUAAACAAAGCCUUCAUUGUUUGCUGAGGAAAGGGUAAUGUGUGGCUGUUUUAAGCACUAAUUUCUAUACUUAAUUAUUUUUUUUAUUUUUUUUUCUCCUCCUGCUUUUUUGAUUUUUAGAUCUGGACAAUGCUGCCUGGAUUCUGCACUAAGCCUACAGACGUAACCACAUCUUUCAAAAGCAUUGCUCGUACUUUAGGGAUGGCAAUCAAUGACAGACCAGACCUCCGUCUCACUGUGUGCCAAGCUCUGCGCACUCUCAUAAGCAAAGCCUGUGAGGAAGGUAAGGAAACUGGGCUUUGUUUUACAGUGUUAUUUAGAAUAUGGUGACACCAUUUGCAUUACUGUACCGCAUGGCUUAGAAUUUACCAUAUCGUAAUAAUUUUUUAUAUAUAUUUUUUUAUGCUGGCUAGUAUUUUUGGUCUCAGCACCUUCAUUAAACUGAGUGAUAUAAAACGAAUCUGUGAUGGAUAAAAAAUAAUUUUAAAGAAAAUUGUAGUAACACAUUCGUACUACAAUAACAUGUUUUAGGCAAAUUAGGUAUACAUCGAGGGCAGCAGUAGUGAUUAACUGUUUACAAUAAUAAAAAACAGCAAUGUACAGACCAGAGUUUGCCAGCAGUUAUCCCUCUAACUAGUGAUGAAUAACAUUGGUUCGUUACAAUGUACUUGAACUACUUUUCCCUUAUGUCUUGAUAAGAGCCAGUAUGAUUCGAAGCACAGUGGGAGUUUUAACCCCUUCAGGACGGGUGACGGACGAGGUCCGUCACAGAGGGGAGACCCUUAACGACGGGUGACGGACCUUGUCCUUCACGCGGUAAAAUUAACCCCGGAUCGCCGCGAUCGCGGGGUUAAUGGUGCUCCCGGUAUACCUCUGCAUUAGAGGCAUACCGGGAGCACCCGGUCAGGCUGCCCAGCACAUGUGCUCGCUCUGACCGCAAGUCUGAGCGAGCACAUGUGCUCUGUAUACUCACCUACCGGCUCCCUGCACUUCCGGGUUCUGUGUGAAGUGCAGGGAGCCGGAUCAGUGCUGAUCCUGCCCCCUGCUGUAAAAAAAAAUAAAGUUAAUUUAAAGUGUCCCCCCCCUUACCCAUUUUAAUAAAAAAUUAACCCCUUCCCUGCCAAUUGAUCACUGACUACAGUGAUCAAUUGGCAGGGAUUACAUUUUACUAUGAUCUGAUUUUUUUUUUUAACCCCUGAGGGUUAAUUCUUUUUUUUUUAACCCUCAGGGGUUAAAUUAAUUAAAUUAUUUUUAAAUUAUAUAUUUAGAUAGCUGGGGUGGGUGGAAGUUAGUGGGGAAUUGGGGGAUUUGGCGUUAGGCUAACUAGGGGUUAACGUUAAAAAAAAAAAGUUUUAAAAGAAACUUUAAAAAGUUAAAAAUUAAGCUUAAAAAAUGUUUUAAUAACAUUUAAGUAAAAAAAAACACUUUACCUAGUCCAAAUAAAAAUUAACCCCUUCCCUGCCAGUCGAUCACUGCCUACAGCUAUCAAAUAGAGAUCACAGUAUUAUACUGUGAUCUAAUUUUUUUUAACCCCUGAGGAUUAACUUUUAUUUAUUUUUUUAACCCUCAGGGGUUCAAUUUAUUUAAUUAAUUAAUUUAAAUAUUUUAUAACUAUAUAUUUUGCUAGCUGGGGUGGGUGGGAGUUAUGGGAAAAUGGGGAAUUUACUGUUAGUGCUGCGUACUGCUAGUUAGGGGUUAACGGUAAAAAAAAAAGCUUAGAAAAAUGUUAAAUCUGUAAAAAAGUUUUAAGAAAGUUUAGGAAAGUUUAAAAAAAAUUUAUAAGCAAAACAAAAGUUUAAAAACUAGUUUUUAAAAGUAAAAAAGUUAUAAAAAGUAAAAAAAUACAUUUUAAAAACGCUCAUUACCACUACACCUGGAACAAACUAGAGAAAAAAUUAUCCCACGCCAAGGUUCAAAAUAUGCCUUUUGAAUUACCCCAGGGUGUAUUCUUUAAUAAAUAGUAUGUGUUUGUGGGGAAGUUUCAAUAACCAACCGUCUAAACUACUCCAAAUUGGAACAUGGACACAGCGUAAAACUUCAAAGUUAGAAAAAAACUGAAUGGCUGCGUCUCAAAUGCGCCCCUUCAACAUCCACAUAUACCUGGCAAAGGUACAUACGGGGGUAUUGCUGUACUCAGCCGACAUAGCUGAGCAACAUAUGAAGUAUUAUACAGUCGUAGCACACAUAAGGUUUGCAAAAUAUACUGUGCAAACUCACUUUGUAUGUCAAAAGGCAGAAAAAAUGCUUAUUACCACUACACUUGGUACAAGCUAGCGGAAAAAUGAUCCCACGCUAAGGUUCAAAAUAUGCCUUUUGAAAUACCCUGGGAUGUCUUCUUUAAGAAAUGGUAUGGCUUUAUGGGGAAUUUGGAUUAUAUAGCCUGGUAAAAUACUCUAAAAUGGGACAUAGGCACAGCAUAAAAAUUCAAAGUUUGAAAAAAACUGGAAUGGCUGUGUCCCAAAUGUGCCCCUCCGAUGUCCACACAUACCUGGCAAAGGUACAUACGGGGGUAUUGCUGUACUCAGCCGACAUAGCUGAGCAACAUAUGAAGUAUUAUACAGUCGUAGCACACAUAAGGUUUGCAAAAUAUACUGUGCAAACUCACUUUGUAUGUCAAAAAGGCAGAAAAAACGCUUAUUACCACUACAUCUGGUACAAGCUAGCGGAAAAAUGAUCCCACGCUAAGGUUCAAACUAUACCUUUUGAAACACCCUGGGGUGUCUACUUUAAGAAAUGGUAGGCCUUUGUGGGGUAGUUUGAAUUUAAAACCUGCGAAGAUGCUUGGAAAUUGCACAUAGGCACAGCGUCAAAAUUCAAAGUUUGGUAAAAACGGAUAUGGCUUGGUCUCCUAUAUGGCACUGUAGCUUCACAAAAUAGUGACAAAGACAUUCAUUGGGGUGUAUUUUUACUCAAAAGACUUAGCUGAGCAUAAUUUGGGAGGUUUGAACUUAGUGGCACAUAUGAAAUAUACAAAACGCCCAGCAAAAAUGCAAUCCGUAUGUAAAAAAUGCACAAAAUAAUUUUUUUACCACAUACUUUGGCAUAUAUUGGUGAAAAAAUGGGGGUAUGUUAAGGCACAAUAUGCACCUUAUGAGAUACCCUGGAGUGUCUACUUUUACAAAUGGUAGGCCUUUGUGGGGGUUUUUUGAACAGUCAAACUGUUAUAAUACCCCAAAUGGAAGCUAAGGCUCAUUAAAUCCAUCUCUCAAAAUUCUACUAUGAAUACUGUAAAGGACAGGUCUCCUAUAUGGCACUGUAGCUUCACGAAAUAGUGCCAAAGACAUUCAUAUGGGGUGUCAUUUUACUCAGAAGACUUAGCUGAGCAUAAUUUGGGGGGUUUGAACUUAGUGGCACAUAUGAAAUAUACAAAAUGCCCAGCAAAAAUGCAAUCCAUAUGUAAAAAAUGCACAAAAUUAUUUUUUACCACAUACUUUGGCAUAUAUUGGUGAAAAAAUGGGGGCAUGUUAAGGCACAAUAUGCACCAUAUGAGAUACCCUGGAGUGUCUACUUUUACAAAUGGUAGGCCUUUGUGGGCUUUUUUUGAACAGUUAAACUGGUAUAAUACCCCAAAUGGAAGCAUAGGCUCAUUAAAUCCAUCUCUCAAAAUUCUACUGUGAAUACUGUAAAGGACAGGUCUCCUAUAUGGCACUGUAGCUUCACGAAAUAGUGCCAAAGACAUACAAUGGGGGUGUCAUUUUACUCAGCAGAUGUAACUGAACACAAAAUAAAACUUUGUACAGGAAUAGCACACACCAACUUUACAAAAUAUACACGAGAAUUUCUCUGUUAUAAGUUUGUGUGCCAAAAACCAAAAAGAACACAAUUUUACUCCAAUAUUUAGCAGAGGUUGGCGGUGAAAUGGCUACGUAGAAAGUGUCAAAACAACCUUAGGUAAAUAGCCCGUGAUGUCUACUUUAUAUAAAUAUAUACUUUUGUGUGGCAAUUUUGUUUUCUUUUAUGGCUAUUAAGCUUACAAGACAAACAUACCAAAUUCUAAAAUCGUUCCACAUUAAAAGUUUAUUUUACUCCUUGUGCUUUGUGACCUGUAACUACCAAAAAAAACUUAAAAUCCCAGACACAUUAUAUAUUCUGUAAAUCAGAACAAAUAAAUAAAUUUAUUUUUAAUUACUUUCCUUAACCUGCACUAAUUAUGCACACAUUAUUAUUGCAAAAACUGUAAAAAAAAAAACAAUAUUUUUCAUUUUUUUUGCAUUUUUCUGUAUUUUUUUUAUAAUAAGUAAGCAUUUAUAUAUAUAUAUAUAUAUAUAUAUAUAUGUUAUAUCAAAUUAAAGCCCUUUCUGUCCUUUAAAAACAGUAUAUAAUAUGUGUCGGUGCAAUAAAUGAGAGAGAUGCAAAUUGCAGUUGAACGCAAACAGCAAGAAAAUGCAAAAAUUGCUUGUGUCAUUAAGCGUAAGUCAAGCUUCUGAAGCUGUGUCCUUAAGGGGUUAAGUGUUUAUGCAAGUCCGUUCCCUUAUGCUUUUCAGAUUCUAUUCAUGUGUUUCAUAUUUAUGUUGGCUUUAUGUCCUUGAGACUUAUAAAUGAUGUUAAGAAGUGUGGCUGCAAAAGUGCAUGUUUAUUGUUUUCUUAAUGAGUUUUAAAUGUUUUCCUUCUUUCAUGCUUCCUUUCUGAUAAACAUGUUUACCUUUGCAGCAGAACAUAAUGUAUAGAAAUCCUGUACUGGCUGGUACAAUUAUCAAGAGUUUUGCUUUGUACAAAAUAGGAUGAUGUGACAUGUAGUUUAACUUUAUCUCUUUGUGAAUCACUUCUCCCUUCCUCCUCUUCCACUCCUGCAGAGGCUGACAAAGCUGAAGUGGGCCGAUUCGCCAAGAACUUUCUCCCAAUCUUGUUCAACGUGUACAGCCAGCCCCCUGGUGUAGGUGAAGGAGCAGCAACCAAGCUUCCAAUAUUGGACACGGUUAAAGCCUAUCUCACUAUUACAGACCAGCAGGUGAAUGAUCACCAACUGAAAUGUGUCUCUUUUUCCUUUUUUUUUUUUGCCUUCUCUAAGUUUGAAAUUAUAGCUGGGCACAUGGUACUGAUGUGUUAAAUGCCAUCCACGAAGUGUGUACAUGACAAGUUCUGCUUUCGGAAUGCAAUAAAAUCUUAACCAGGGCUGACAAUCACCAGUAAAGGUGUAGUUUGAAAUACCUAACUGAAGGUUAUAUUCAUGUUCCAUCACACACAAAGUAGUUGCUUACAGCAAGCUGUUAAUAUUAGGGCACUAUGCUUUAAGUGGUCCGAUUACGGGAUCAUUUGCUAUUGUUGUAUGAAUGGAAGAUGGGACUGGUUUUAAGGUGUGUGCCUUAGGCAAGUAUUAGACAACUGAGUGACAUUUAGGCUAAAAUAACUUAUUUUUAUUAUUCUUUCCAUCUAUGCCGUUUGGCCACUGUAAUGAUUAAAAAAAAAGAAAAUGUUAGGCUUGGUGCAGAGGAUAGUCAAGGUAAUCUGUAGAUGAACAAUAAUUAAAGGAUUUUCUUUUUAUAAACGAUCAACAGAAUUUCAGUAAAAAAGUAGGGAGGAGCCAACUGUGGGAUGGAAAGGGGUAUGUGAUUGUGUAGCAUUUUGUUGGUAGAGUGAAAAUCAAAAAAUGUAAUAAUGAUUAAACAAUUGUAGGAAAUAGGUACAUGUGAUAUACUGAUUACUGUAAAAAUAUUGCAGGAUAAUUAGUGAAAAAUGCACGAAACACUGCAGAUUUCAAUCUUGAUUUUAGCGUACAUUAAUUGUCAACAGAAUGUCUUGCAAAAUUAGGCUUUGUGCAGAGGGAAGCCAGUCGAUAUGGUGGAUCUUAAUUACCAGCACAGUAAAGGGACACUCUAAACACGAAAACAACUUUAGCUUAAUGAAGCAGUUUUGGUGUAUAGAUCAUCCCACACCCCGGCAGUCUCACUGCUCCGUUCUUUGCCAUUUAAGAGUUAAAUCACUUUGUUUAUUCAGCCCUUUGUUAUACACUUCCCUGCAUGUGACUUACACAUCUUUCCUAUGCACUUCCUGUAAGGAGAGAUCCGAUGUUUAAACUUCCUUUUAUUGCGCAGGGUGUUUUAAUUUAGAUAAUUUUUUUUUUUUUAACGCUCUUGUCUCUGUUAAUAGCCUGCAGAAGCCUCCCGUGUGUCAUUUAAAGUUUUAUUAACACAGCAGGACAAAAUCCUCUAAAAUAAAUGCACUGCGCGUGAGUCCCUGUCUGGGGAGAUGUGAUUAGAGCUACAGAAACAGAAGGGAUUUAAUUGAGCAGUUAGACUGCAGGUGCAUAAUCUAUACACCCAAGCUGCUUCAUUAAACUAGAUGUGUUUUUAAUGCUUAGAGUACCCCAUAAAUGAGCAAAUGGCACCCAGAAUCUGUGGCUCCAUAGCCUCUUCAAUAAUCUUCAGUGUUAAUGGUUUUUAGUGCCCUUUUAAACAAGCCAUCAUAGUGAUUUUCACAUCUUUAUAAUACAGAUUAAUUAAAUAUACCCCCUAUCUCCCUUCAAAUGUAGUGUUUCUUUAAGGACACAGUAUCUCGCUAGUGUUGUGUGGGUCUUGCAUUAAACAAAAUAAUUACUUUUCAGAAUGUCAGCUAUAUUUAUUUUCUUGUAAUUAACUGUUUUAUUGUCAUGUUAAUCUUCUGCAGAUGGUCCACAGCUUUUUGGACAAAGCAUGUAGCAAACUGACAGAAGCAGAGACUACGGAGGCUAUGAGGUAUGGGUUACCCUCUUCAUUGCCUUUUUGGCACACUAUUGCUUCUUGAACACUCAUUCACAUUCUAUGCAUCUGUAGUUCUCAUGAACCCAGGAAUAGCUUACUGUUUAAAGCAAGCUUCACCAAACCCCAGCCCUCCAGAUUUUGCUGAACUACAAUUCCCAUGAUUCUAUGAAUAAAAUGGGCUGAGAAUCAUGGGAGUUGUAGUUCUGCAACAUCUGGAGGACUGGAAUUUGGGGAAACCUGGUUUCAAGCGUCUAAAAUUUCCUCUGCAACAGACAUUUUUAACAGCUCAUCAUCACAGAGCUUGCAUUGACAGCAGACUGCCUUGUUACUCAAUGCUUUGUUUAGUAGUUAGACAGAUGCAUGUUGCUGCACAGGUUCUCCUGUUUCUUUAAUUAAUGAACUGUUAUGGCAGAUAAUUGACAGACCUUGCCAGUUCCUUAUGUAAGCUCCAUUACCAUUGCUGUAAAGGCUGAAAAAUAAGGUGUGUGUAUUUUACCCAGAGUAGGUGUGACUAGGGCUGCAUAAACAAAUUGCGUUAAUUCCUCAAUUGCAGAUAAUUGAGCAGUGACCCUACAGUUGAUCUGUACACCACAACCGCUUCAUCAAGCUAACAUUGUUUAGGUAAAUAACAUUUAGGUUAGUUUCAUCACAUUUAAAAGUGUCCCUUUAACCCCUUCAGGACGGAGUCAAUAGUACACGUUCUGAUCAAAACAAAAUGUAAACAAAAACUGGAAUUUUCGCUAUAUGUCUGUUCAACCGUAAUUCACCUCUUUCAUAUUAUAUGCACCCACACUUGUUAUAUAUCAUUUUCUUCAGGAGAAACUGGGCUUUAAUUUCUCAUGAACUAUUCAUAAUUGAAACAUAAUUUAUUAUGAAUAAAAUAAAAACACUGUGAGAAAUUAAGAUUUUAAAAAAACAUUGUAGACAUUUUAGCUGUAAAUGUCAUGAAUACUGUUUGAUUGAACUGUAAAAAAAAAAAACACACGUAUUUGGAUUCAGCAAAGUCUCACGAGUACAACAGUACCCCCCAAUAACAGUUUUUAACGGUGUUUUGGAAAGGAUCAAAUAUAGCACAUUCCAUUUCAGUUUUUUCAAAUUGAAAUUUGCCAAAUUAGUAAUGUUACCUUUGAGACCGUGUGGUAGCCCAGGAAUGAGAUUUACCCCCAUGAUGGCAUACCAUUUGCAAAAAUAGACAACCCAAAGUAUUGCAAGUGCGGUAUGUCCAGUCUUUUUUAGUAGCCACUUAGUCACAAACACUGGCCAAAGUUAGCGUUCAUAUUUGUUUUUGUGUGAAAAAAAGCAAAAAAACUAAUAUUUGGCCAGUGUUUGUGACUAAGUGGCUACUAAGAAAGACUGGACAUACCCACUUGCAAUACCUUGGAUUGUCUACUUUUGCAAAUGGUAUGCCAUCAUUGGGGUAAUUCUAAUUCCUGGGCUACCAUACGCUCUCAAAGGCAACAUAACCAAUCUGGCAAAUUUCAAUGGCAAAAAAAUGAAAUGCAAGACUUAUAUUUGACUCUCUAACUUUCCAAAACACCAUAAAACCUGUAAAUAGGGGGUACUGUUAUACUUGGGAGACUUCACUGAACACAAGUAUAAGUGUUUCAAAACAGUAAAACAUAUUACAACAAUAAUAUAGUCAGUAAAAGUGCCGUUCAUGAAAAAUGCAAAAAACUUCACUUUUACUAAAUAUAUCAUUGUUGUAAUAAAAGUUACCAUUUUGAAACACUGCAAUACCUUGGUAAUAAAAGUUACCAUUUUGAAACACUAAUAUUUGUGUUCAGCGAAGUCUCCCGAGUAAAACAGUACCCCCCCAUGUACAGGUUUUAUGGUGUCUUGGAAAGAUCUCAUUUUAAUUAAUUAAAUCACAUAAUUAUGUUAAAAGAUUACUUAAAUAUACACAUAGAAUUUUAAUAUAUAUACAUAUAUAUGUAUUUAAAUUCUAUGUGUAUACUUAUGUAAUUAUUUAUGUAAUUAUAUAUAUUUAUCUUAAUAUAAAUAUUUGCAGUUAUUUGUAUUUUAUAUAUAGAUUGUCAUUCUAAGUGUAUUUUGUUAUAUAUAUAUAUAUAUAUAUUAACAAAAUACAGUUAGAAUGAGAACAUAUGUAUGUAGAAUUUAUUUUUAUUUUUUUUAAAUAUUUAAUUUAUUUUAUUUGUUUAUUGUAAUUAUACGUAUUUAUAUAUACAUAAAAUAUAUUAUAUAUAAUAUAUAUAUCUUAUAUAUGUAACGUCAUUCUAAGUGUAUUUUAAUACUAAUAUAUGGACUUAUAUUAACAUUAAAAUACACUUUGACAUUACAUAUAUAUGAUGUAUAGUGUGUAUAUAUAAGAUGUAUAGUGUGUGUGUCUGUGUAUAUAUAUAUAUACUUUUAAUUUUAAACAUGUUUAUUUUUUUUAUUUUUACACUACCCACCAGCAGGGGGACUGUCUGACAUUUCAGACAGUCCCCCUGCUGGCAGAUCCACAGCCAGCUAUAGGGGGCCAUGUGAUCGCUCUUUGAGAGCGAUUACAUGGCCCCCGGGUGCCUGAUUUGCCAGGGGAGGGCUGCCUGGGCUGUCACGCAGUCCUCCCGAAGAGGAUCGCAGCGGAGGUGAGUACCGUAACGGCAUUAAGGGGUUAAUAUUGCAAAUAAUUGUACAGAGAAAUAUUUUGGCAGCAACAACUACAAUAAUAAGGAUUUUGUGAGAUCUUGUUUGUCCAGCAUGGGCCGCUCUGCUCUCAUUCUAAGGCAUUCUCUAUACAUUGUUAUAUCUGUAGUUAUUUACUCACUAAUUUUGUCAUUUUGCCACUGUAUGUUACUUGUUAAAUUUUUAUAGUUUUUAGAUUAUUCUAAUUCUGUCCCUGCAUUUAUUUGUUAUUCAUCAAACUUGAUUGUAAUUAAAGUCACACUUCAGGCACCAUAACCACUAUAGUACUAUAUCAUAGUACUUUAGAGCAGGGGUGCCCAAAAGGUAGAUCUCCAGAUGUUGUAGAACUGCAACUCCCAUGAUGCUUUGCAUGCUUUUAGAAUACCUUCAGAAUGGCAAAGCGUCAUGGAAGCUGUAGUUUAAAAAAAAUCUGGGGACCUACUUUUUGGUCACCUUUGCUUUAGAGCAGGAAUUAGGCAACCUUCGGCACUCCAUAUGUUGUGGACUACAUCCCCCAUAAUGCUCUUACACCCAGAAGGUAGGCAAAGCGUCAUGGGAGGUGUAGUUCAAAACAUCUGGAAUACCGAAGGUUGCCUAUGCCUGCUUUAGAGUAUCUAUGUCCAGUACAGUACUUAGAAUGUUAUAGAUUAUGGAUGGAUAUAUUUGUGUCCAUUUUACACAUUAAACCCUUGUUAAAAUCUCCUAGAUGUACACACACCUAUCUUUGUGUUUUUUUUUUUAUUGUACACAAACUUUUAUAACUGACCAAUCUUCUUCAGUUUGUAUAUGUUGGACCUGAUUGUUGCCAUGGUCCCUUAUGCUGAAGAGGCUUCCAUGACAAACGUUUACCAAACUAUUCUGCCUUAUCUGGAGGUGAGUUGCAGUCACGUUGAAUAUGACAUUUAACAGAUUUACGAUAUUACUGGUGUUAACUGCAAAUGACUUUAAUUGUGAUGGCAGGAGAAAAACCACAGCGUGCAGAAGAAGGCUUACAGAGUCCUGGAGGAGAUCUGUGCUGGAGAAAGACCCCCAUGCAAAGAUUUUGUGGAUAAGAACCUGGAAGACCUGAAGAAAACACUACUGGGUUCUCUAAAAAGUGCUUCAUCACCAGCUAAAAGAGUGAGGAACUGUAUAUAUAAUAGAAAAUAAGCAAUGGGGCAUCUUGUCGGCCUUGCCAGACAGUAUUUGUAAAAAUAUAUUGAUCAUUUCCCCCCCUUCAUUUCCAUAUAUUGAGACUAUGUUUUGCCACUGAUGGAAUUUUGUUUUUAUUUAAGCCUGUCCAUUUGGGUUUAGUCAGUGCUAUUAUUGCAUUCUGUUUUCCUGCUUAAGAAGUGGAUUGGUGUUUCCAAUGGCCGUAAUGUGUCACUGGGCAUUUCUUCACCUAGAAAAAUCCACUUGAUUAAAAAAUAACUAUAUGUCCAUUGGAAACAUAUGAAGCCUUAUAUUUAAUUUAUUUAUUUAUUCUAAUUAACUCUUUUGGUCGUUAAAAAUCCUCCUCAAAAGACAACAAAAACCAGUAGAAAUAUGACCUAUCCGCUUUAAUUAACGUGCUUGGCACUUCUUAAAUUUACAAAGUUUUUGUCUUAAUUUCAUUUUCUGGAGAACAAACAUUUCCAGCGAACUCUAAGAGUUGGGUGUUUUAUGUAUUUGUGUGUAAGGGUUUGGAAUUUGAUAAGCGAGCUGCACUCUGCAUCUGGAAUCAUUCUUUUAAACCUGGCUUUCUCCCCCACCUCUUCUUGACAGCCGCGUUUGAAGUGCCUGAUCCAUAUAGUGAAGCAGCUUGGGGUUGACCAUGAAGAAUUUAUGACAUCCAUAAUUCCUGAGGUGAGGAACUUUUUUUCUUUUUUUUUUAUCAUCUAUAGUUACCUGUGAAAUGGUAAUGACCACUUAAGAGUUAAGUAAUAUCAUGUGCAUCCUGUUGAGCCCUAUACUUAACCCUAUCUCUCCCCAAGUGGAGAACAUUAAAUGGACUUGUGAACGGCAUAAUGAUCAUACAUUUUAUCUUUGUCUCUUUUAUUUUUGUGGCUGUAUUUAGGAUAUCGAACUCUUGGUUCUGGUUAAUGCCAAGAUUUGGCUGCAAAAUGUAAAUUAGGACAAAAGUAUUUUAUUGCUGGAAUCAUUAGAUGCAUGUGGUAUAAAUAACAGCUUGAUUUAUGCGUGUGUACAGGAAUCAAAAUUUACGUUUGCCCAUUUGUCACUGGUAAAUAUAAAUUUAGCCUUGGCAAGUAGAAAAUCACACCUGGUAAACGUGCCAUUCUCUCUCUCGGCUUGCAGUCUCAAAUAACUUUUUGACCCGUGUGUUAUGUGGCUACAGAAGUUUUGAGCUGUGUAAAUGUGUGUGUGUGUAAAUAUACAAAGCUCACAACUCAAACGCCUACUCUGCUUGACAGGCUUAAAUGUUACUCAUCAUUCCAGCCAUAAGAAUCCAGUGCACACUCAAGUGGUAAUUGUGGGGAAAUCACAAAUACCGUAUAUACUCGAGUAUACGCCGACCUGAAUAUAAGUCGAGGCACCUAAUUUUACCACAAAAAAAUAGGAAAAUUAUUGACUCGAGUAUAAUCCUAGGGUGGGAAAUGCAGCAGCUACCGGUAAAUUUCUAAAUAAAAUUAGAUCCCAAUAAAAUUACAUUAAUUGAAUAUUUAUUUACAGUGUGUAUAUAUAUAAUGAAUGCAGAGUAUGUGUGUGUUUGUGUAGUGUGUGUAUAUAAUGAAUGCAGUGUGUGUUUGUGUGUAGUGUGUGUAUAUAAUGAAUGCAGUGUGUUUGUGUGUAUAUAAUGAAAGCAGUGCGUGUGUUUGUGUAGUGUGUGUAAACUGGGUGGGAGGAGGGCAUUUUAAUUUAAACUUUCAAAUUUUUAUUUAAAUUAAAAAAAAACUCCGUUAACCUCUGUUCCGUUCAGCUCCCAGUGUAACUCUUGAGGUGUGCGUGCCGCGCGGAGCGUUGCCACGAUAACCCGUGGCAACGCUCUGACGGCCGCGGGUCUCGCGAGAUUUACUCUGGGAGGUGAACGGAGCUGCUGCAAAGGUAAGUAAACACUUUCUGCUGGUUUCCAACAGGACCGCCGGGCUUGUAAUGAGCCUGGCGGUCCUGGUCUGUAUUAUGGCAAUGUAAGUCACCAUAGUACAGACAGUGACUCGAGUAUAAGCCGAGGGGGGCUUUUUCAGCACAAAAAUGUGCUGAAAAGCUCUGCUUAUACUCUAGUAUAUAUGGUGUGUGUAUAUAUACAUGCAGUGCUAGAAUUUUCCUCCUACAGUACAAUUUUUAGAAAUGCAUAAUCAACUCAAUGCGAGAGAUUUUAUUAAAAUGUUUUGUUCAAAAGUAGAGCAGUAACCUUGGAAACCAGUAGAACCUGCAGUCUUAUUCCAUUGGUGACUCUUCCCCUUUAACAUUUUUGCACACUUUUUUUGAACAGAACACUUUAAUAAAUUUCCCCAAAUGUUUAUAUCCUCACUGUGAAAGGUUUGGGUGCUUAGUAGUGUGGAUAUACAUUAUUUUAUUUCUUUUUCCUACAAAUAGUUGCUAACCAAAGUUAAUUUAUAAAUGAGAAUAGAUUAGGUUUGUUUUGUCCCCUCCCCCCAUCCCCCAACACACACACACACACACACACACUGCAGGCAUGCAUUACAAUAAUUAGUGUUUUGGAAAUUUGGUAACCAACUUUUUAAAAAAUUUUUAUUAUUAUUAUUAUUAUUUUUUUAUUUAUAACAUUGUUCUGUAAAUAGGCACUUUAGUUCCAUUGGAAAUAUGCAAAAAAUAAAUAUAAUAAUAAUCUUCUGGCCAGCAACAAAGUUAUUCAGAGUCUUGUCACCUGAUGUAUUUCAGACGUUUAAGGGUUAAUUUUAGCCAACAUUCUAUGAAAGAGAAAUUGGUGUUCUUUUGUGAUGAAAGUGCUAUUCCCUUGUGCGCUUGUGUCAUUACAAGUGACUGAAGAUUGUGGGGUUUUUUGGUCAAUGCUGGAGAAGCAAAGAAAGCCCUUUUAUUAUUUCCCUGAAUAAACACCCCCCAGACCUUUCAUUUCUAGGUCCUCCUAGACUCUCAUGUGCCAGCCAUCAUAUUGUGAUGUUGCAAAGACGCAUUACUUAACAUAAAUCUAAUAAUAUUUUUCAGGUGAUGAUCUGUACCAGAGAAAUGUCGGUGGGGGCACGAAAGAAUGCUUACACACUCCUUGCAGAGAUUGGUCAUGCUUUCCUCCGUUUCAGAGAUGACCCCAGAGGUAUCCCAUGAACUAUAUGUCUAUGCAAAAUAUGAGCAGAGCCAGCAUUGGUUUAUUGCUGUAAAAGUUAGAAGAUGUAGGAGAUCUUUUAAAUGACAAUCUAAGCACCAUAACUGCUACAGAUUUUUGCAAGUAGUCUUUGGAUGCAGUUUCUCUGGUGCUUGACAAGAAGUGGGGUUUGCCUUGUACCUAAAGCCUGACCUUUCUGCUGCUGAGAUAAGUUUUGCUUCUGCAUUAUUCAUUUAAAUCUGACGUAAUUACUCGUGUUGUGUAAGCCAUUCCAAUCACUUCCAGCAUAUCAUUGUCACCUAAGCUAUAGCGGCCUUGGCCACAUACUGCAGUGAAUAUUCAGCGUUAUCCACAUGUCUCCUGAGGGUCUAAGGUUUAGUGGUGAAGGGAGCCCUUUAAUGUUUUUCUAACCUUUUUAAAAACAGACAGAAAACUGUAAGACUGCACCCAAUGACUCAUAACACUGUUAUGGACAAAUGCAAAUAUUACAAGUUUUAGAAUGAAAUGUUGUAUUUUUUAAACUGUGUACUUUGUCUUUUAGAGAUAUUGCAAACUGACAAGCUGUUAGAAAUGGAACAUAUUGUUUUUCAUAACUGUUUCUUUAAGCAAUAACCCCAGUGCAUAAUAUGUUUGUGCCAUUUUGUCCCCACCCUCAGGGUCCCCCUCCCGCCCGGCUCUGGGGAAAGGAAAGGGGUUAAACUUACCCUUUUUUCCAGCGCCGGGCGGGGAGCGCGGGCAUUCAGCCGGUCUCAUAGGAAAGCAUUUACAAUGCUUUCCUAUGGACGCUUGCGUCUUCUCACUGUGAUUUUCACAGUGAGAAGCACACAAACGCCUCUAGUGGCUGUCAAUGAGACCGCCACUAGAGGAUUUGGAGGCUGGAUUAACCCUAAUAUAAACAUAGCAGUUUCUCUAAAACUGCUAUGUUUAUAAAAAAAAAAGGGGGUUUAAUCCUAGAGGGACCUGGCACCCGGACCACUUCAUUAAGCUGAAGUGGUCUGGGUGCCUAGAGUGGUUCUUUAAGUAGAUAAGGAUGUCCAGACUUUAAGAUGCCAUCUUGAACUAAGUCAGGAAAAUUUCCAUGACGUAUACAUCCUUUAGUUAUGGACUUGUAUGUUUGCCAAGUUAAGGGAGGUCCUAAAAUGAAUAAAGUAAAAGCAGUGUUACUUUUUCAUAUAUGAACUACGGUAACCCUAAUAUGGAGACACCUAAGUUAUAAUAAAUAGGUAUGCUUUUAAAUGUUAAGACACAAAGGAGAGACUUGGAGACAGACGCUGCUCCAUCUUAAAAUGACAGAGAGGCUGACAUGAUGACAUGUUCAGAAGGGUAUGUUAACCUAUUAAUGAUAUUUGCAAGCAUUUAGUUUAAUCUUAUAAACUCUGCUAUAAUGGAUUUUAUAUGUCUACAUUUAUAUUUUUAUAUAAUAAAUAUCAAAAAGACAAUUUUAUUGCUUCCAAGACAAUCCUUAUUUUAUAAAUAGAGGAUCUCUUACUAACUAUAUAAAAUUAUGGCUAAGAUAUCUGUAUGAUUAGCCCUACUAAGUUCUAUGCUUUAAGAUAUUAUAGUGGUAAAUAAGGGAACCACUUGCGGUUACAACACCAUAACCACAACAGUGAGCUGUAGUUGUUAUGCUUAAAUAUGAGAUCACGGCAAGUACUUCUCUUUGAAUGAGAGAAAGCUCUACAUUUUCCAUAAACCCUCGUUCUGCUAAAUGAAGUUAAAUUAAAUAUGACCCUUGCAGAAGUCAUUGGAAGCCUACGCUUGCCUCUAAUUGCCAUGGCAAGCCUUUUCAUUCAUUCAUUCUUGAUUAAAGGCAGCCCUGCAAGUCUUUGUGCAUGCUGCAAAAUGACUUCCUUUGAGUGGUGCAAAAAUAGUGUUUUUGUAAGUUUUUUUUUUUUUUUGGUUCUGUGAUUUUAGUUAGGUUACAGAAACCUUUCUUUUAUCAAAUUAAACAUUGUAUUUUUAAAUGUGUUUUUUUUGCAUGAUACAUACUUUGACAUGUUUAUGGUGGUGUGUAUGUGAAGAUGUAUAAAUUCAGAAAAUUGCUUUGUUGGACAUUCAGUUGGAACUUCAACCUCACAUUGAAUAGGUAGCGUUGUCUCUAAUCAAUACUUCUUUGACAGAUGCUAUGGAAAGUUACCUUGCCGUUGUGUACGCUGGAUUGGCUGGCUCUGUGACUAUGAUCAGCUGUGCAGUUUUUACACUUACAAGGCUCCUCUUUGAAUUCAAAGGUAAUCCAUAAAUGCGGAGUCGCAUUGAAUUUCUUAUGAUUAAUCUGCUUGCAUUGAUUGCCUUUUCUGGUACUGAUGCCGAUAUGAUGUGCAGUGAAAUAUUUCCUGUAUAUUUAGAGUUCUUAUUGCAAAAAUCUAUCCCUACAUUCGCAUAAUUGUUCAAAUUUCCUGUAUGGAAACAUACUUAGACUUUACAAUAUAUGAAGAUAUUUAAUACCGGUAAUAAAACCACUUUUUUCCUUCUUUUAAUUUAACAAGGACAUGUCUCGACCUAAUAACAUUUUGGCCAAGCCUUUGAGCAGUUUCAUGCUGUAGUUGUAACUAAAGCAUUGUCAAUUGUUCCUGCAGGGCUAAUGGAACUUUGCAGCCUUAAAUGUUAUCUGGGAAUUGUUGCAUUUGAUGGAGGCUUGAUUUAAUAAUUUAGCUUUAUCGAUUAUUCCCAGCACAAGCGAUGCUCUGUUAGUUUGCUCCAGAUCAGUAGCUAAGUUGUUCCUUCUCAUACUUCUGUUACAGAACAGAUGGGAGUGGAUAUCAUCGAACAUCUUUUACAGAAUGUGUGUCUUCUUCUAAUCUCCAAAACGCGUGAAAUUGUGAAAGCAGCGCUGGGUUUCAUUAAAGUAAUCAUCUUUAUUAUGGACAUAAAAGUUCUCUCUAAACAUCUGCAGAUGAUGGUAAGAAAGUUACACUUGUCAAGCUUUACAAUUUUUUGUUUGUUCAUUAUUUCAGUAUGUUCUUACAAAAAAAAAAGCAUAUGUUCCUUUUGAAAGUGUGAAUACAACACGCAGCUUCCAAAAUGCCACUGAAUGUAAAAAAAUGUCUGCAUGUCGGCAUAAUGCAUCUACCACGUGUGCGUACAGAUUUCCACAGACUGCAACUGUUGUUUGCAUGUGAUCACAGUUCUGCGCUCAUUUUCCUCCCCAUCUUUUGUAGAUAGAGGCAAUUGGAAAUAUAAAUAAAGACAUGAGGCGUCAUUUUCGUGUGAAACUUCGAAACAUCUUCACCAAAUUCAUCCGAAAGUUUGGGUAGGUAAUUAUAUACAUUUAUUUAUAAUGUGACUGUUUGAAAGGCUUCAUAUUUCAAGUCCUGCACUACUAGCCAGGCCUCAAAUGUUACUUGCCACUAUAAGCCUGAACAGUCCGUGGCACACUCACUCGCUUGUGGGGGGUGGAAAUAAUGAGCCUGGAAAGUUUGAAAUAUUCACAGAUUAUAGAAGUCAGCCACAGUCUUUAAACAUAUGCCUGGAAUUGCAGCAAAAUAGUCAGAUUUUGGUUUAAAGAUAUUUAAAUCUGUUUCUAUGUAACCUGAAUUUAUACGAAAGCAUUUUAAUUACCAGCUGUAGCCGUCAAGUAAAUAUUAAAAUGUUUUCGAUUUGACUCCAUCUGUGUGGUGUUGUUGCUGUAGUGUCUGCAAGUGUAGUAUUAUAAUGUAUCACUGUAUGAUGUAUUAUACCACUGUUACAUUGACUGCUGAUGAUAUGAUAAAAUCCACCACGCACAUGCUUUCACUUAUGUAACCUAAAAUGCAGCCACUCACUGAUACCCCCAUAACAGUCCCAUUCAUUGUGGAAUGCUGCAAUGAUUUUUUGGGGGGUUGAUGAAUGUACUUUCACUGUGACUGGCGUUUUAACACUGCAUGGAAGGAUGGUGCUAUGAGACUCGAGACACUAUAACCACUUCAAUGAGUUGCAGCAGUUACAGUACCUACAGUGUUGCUUUAGGUCUGUUUAUUGGAUCAAAUGCUGUGUUUAGUAUAUGGAAUAUAACGCUGUUUAGUAGUAAUGACCAUUGUUUUGAUAAUCUGCAAAUCUAGGUUUGAUGUGGUGAAAAAUAUGCUUCCUGAGGAGUAUCAUAAAGUUCUCGCAAACAUCCGCAAGGCAGAGGCAAAGAACAAGAAACAGAAAGCCCUGAAACAGGACUCUUCUCAGGGUGAGGAGGAUGACAAGGAAGCAAAGAUCAAGGGAGACAGGUGAGAGAAUUGUCCCAGCUCUUUCCCGAAGUAAGGCGACUAAAAUGAAAAACGUUCUAGUUUGAGUAUUAAACAACGUUUUUAUUCCCUGUCCCGAUAUUUCAGAGCUAUCCAAAAGCUAACCUGAUGAGGUGACUUACUGGGCUGAGAAUUUCUCAGCAGCAGUUUAACCCCUUAAGGACAUAUGACAUGUGUGACAUGUCAUGAUUCCCUUUUAUUCCAGAAGUUUGGUCCUUAAGGAGUUAAUGUAAAACAGAAAAUCUAAUUUUGGCUUUUUAAAGGGGUAGUAGUUUAAUGUUAAAUGUGGUCAUCCAGCUGUCGAUGCACCCCAAUUCCUACUAACAAUUGGGCACUGUCUUGCUUUGAACAAACCAGCAAAAAGAAAGAGUAGGAGGAUAAAGUAUAACGUAAGCAUAUAAAGGUGGAAUACUACCUAUGGAUAGACCGGUAUAAAUACAAAAACUUAACUUUUACUAAGUACUGGAUACAAGGUCCACAUAAUCCUGGACUCCAACAAGUAAACUACAAAUAGUUUGACAAAAAAAUAAAAAUACAAGAAAACACACAACAAAGACAAUAAACAGUCAAAUGGCUAAUAGGGAAAGUCUGCUAAACGGUGAUAACCUGAUAGUCCAGAUAUCACCUUGUUAAGGUAUAAAGCAGACUGUCCACUACUGUACAACCAGUAGAUUGAACACCUAUGUAGGUAACUUACCCUCUAUCAGAUCCACAGCUCUGGUUAUCGGUCACAAAUUGACUGAAGCCGCCUGUGUUUUAUAUUCUGUGUUUCCUGCAGACACAACUGCUUGUGGCAUUACUUAAGUCAGUGACAACGCUUUAUCUAAAUGUAUCAAAUAAUUCAUAUUAUGCUGGAUUUAAUUUCCAUCUCUCGUUUUCGAUUUUUAGCAUAGACGAUCUGUUGGCGGAUACCGACGAUGAAGAUGAUGAGAAAGAGAAGCCCAGAAAGCAGCAGAAGAAGCAGACCAAGCAGAAGAGCCAUGCCUGGCUAAAAGAAGGAGAGCAAGAUGAACCACUGAACUUCCUCGAUCCAAAUGCAGCACAGAGAGUCUUGGGUGAGCCAUUGCAUUCCCUGUAUCUGCAUAUGUGAAGCCUUCAUUAGAUGCAGUCCGGUCAUAAUCACAAUCGAAUCAUCUUUUUAAAUCAUGUUUCAAGUCUUUAGUAAUGUCCAUGCCUUUGCUUGUCAUGGAAUGGGCUAUAAGAAACCACGCAAGGGAUGUUUGUCAAUAUUGAACCCCGAAAUGUAUUUUAAAUCAUUGGGUUCUAAAUAGGUCCUCCAGUCACAUAAUUGCAUGCAUGUCUGUCUGUCUAUCUAGUUAAUGCGGGUCAGAAAGGGGGUGGAUCAGCUAGGCUGCAGAACUUGCAGAAAAGGUAGGAUUUUAGGGCUUUAGAAAAUAACUUUGAAAAACUAAUCACUGCCUAUUUUUUAUUUUAACUGCCUUUUUGCAGGUGCAUUGAGACAAUUAGUAUUUUUAACUUAAACUAUCCAUUAAAUAAUGACAAUAAUAAUGUGUAGAAUAUAAUUCUCAGAUAGUGUUGAUUAAUUUAUAGAUGUUUUAAUCAUCUCUUUAGAAUGUUGUUAAAUUACCUAAAUAUAAUGUUGGUUUAAACCUCCAUCUUUAUCCUUGUCACACAGCCACAAGACCUGAUGUAAAAGGUGCGAAGCUGAAGCACGACUUUAAAACCACAUCGGAUGGCCGUCUUAUUAUCCCAGAUGAUGAAGCAGAGGAAGAGAAAUCAAAGGGUACACAGUUUAUUUUCAGCUUCACUUUCAUUUGUUGCUGAUUAGUUCUGUCUUGAUCCUGUGCAGUUGCAUUCUGUCUUGGAGACUUGGUCUUGAUAGAAACCAAAGCAAACACACAACAUAGGGCUACUAAACGUGGUUAGAGUCUGUAUAAUACAUGUCUGUCUGAGCCGUAAACUCACACAGUUUGGAGAGUGGAAUGGGAAGGGGGUAACAUGUCUAUUAUCUUUAAUGGAAAAGCAGAAUUUACUGUAAAAGUUUUUUUUUUUUUUUUGGUAAAUCUCUUUUUAUUAAGGUUUUCAUAAACAAAAGUACAAAGAGGCAGGACAGUAAUUUACUGUAAAAGUUGGUAACAAGAGCAAGUGAGGAGUCGGUGGAUGGCUUAUCUGUAACAAUUCCUCCCUUCCCCAGCACGAUAGAGAGUUGGAUACAUGAAAUGGCUAUAGAUAGAGGCUGUAAUGCUAUAGGGGUGUUUGCAGACUAUUAGCAAACCUAUUCCGUCACAAAACAAAAUAUCAUGUGAGAUGUAAAUGUUCUAACAGCGCGUACAUAUAAAAUAAUAGAAACCGUUUUUUACUUCCCUCCUUGUGCCACAUCUAUGUAGUUAGUAUUCCCAUUACAUAUUCUCGUACAGAGGCGGACAGGAUAUAUGUAAAAUCUAAUGUAUACUGUCUUUCUAGUUUUUGCAUGUGCAUUAAAGGUAGGUGAAUUGCUAAAGAUGAUUCACAGAUUGGAGUAGCGUUAAAUCUUGAUUUUCAGUUGUCUUUCAAAGUCUGCUGUGUGUGUGUGUGUGUGUGUGUGUGUGUAUAUAUAUAUAUAUAUAUAUAUAUAUAUAUAUAUAUAUAUAUAUAUAUAUAUAUAUAUAUAUAUAUAUAUAUACACAUAUAUAUAUACACAUAUAUGAAACAAGGGGGGGUUGGCUGCACUCACCUGAACAUGCAUAAAUGGGGGUGCUGCUGGGGGCCAAAUAAUACAAAACACAAGAUCCAGCGCACUCACCUAUCCACUAAACAGCAACUAAAGAGCAAAUCUUUCAACAUUGAAGUUGCUGUUUAGUGGAUAGGUGAGUGCGCUGGAUCUUGUUUUAUAUUAUUUGGCCCCCAGCAGCACCCCCAUUUAUGCAUGUUCAGGUGAGUGCAGCCAACCCCCCCCUUGUUUCAUAUGUAUAUAUUUGGGAGUCUAGCCAACUCCUUGGUUUUGCACCCCUCCCUGUCACAGGUGCCUCAUCCCAGGGCCCUAUUUAGCCUUGUACUGCAGAGAGCCCCAGAUGGAAUUUUUUCCUCAAGUAAGUGGUUAAUCUCAUAAGAGCAGACAUUAGGCUGUUAGUGUAGGACCUGCCAAAGAUGGGGUACAUUGACGUUGUGGCAGGCUUAUGCAAUGUAUGAUCAUAUAAUGUAACUAAACCCCCAUUAUUUUUGCCUAGAUUAGGUGUUUUUAAAAAAACUAAUAAAAUCUUUCAACAUUGAAGUUGCUGUUUAGUGGAUAGGUGAGUGCGCUGGAUCUUGUGUUUUAUAUAUAUGGUCUUUCUGACUAACGGUAGGAGCAGGAGAUAAAUUUAGGACUAGCGAGAAGUUUUCUUCUCUUCUAAUCCUUCACUUUGAAGCUUCAGCUAAUGAAAGUCUCUUAGCAGGAAUUCCUGACUCACUGUCCAUUUUCUUUGUUUUGUUUCUGGACUCCUGUAGAACUUCUCUCAGCUCUCCUGCAGGGCAUUUUAUAUUAAAUAUAAUGUGACUCCAUGGGAAGUCCCCUACACGCAUACUGCAAGCCCAGUGCCUGUCAAUUGUUUUUUGCCAUCACUUAUUCUAGAACUCACAUUUUUAUUUGCUCUUUGUGAGUUCUUGGGUUUGCAUUUGGACAGGCAAUCAAGCUGCUGCAUCCUUUGCAAACAUGAAAAGUGAGACUAGGAGCCUUGUACUUGUGCAGUAUAUUAAAUAUCUGUGCUUGACUCUCUUAUGGUUCAUUCUUCCAGAGCUGUGAUUCUCUCCUAGAUGGCAAAAGUACAUGGUGCAACAUAGACUCCCCCCAGAGAUUCCUAACAGUCAACCUGGGAUGUCAUUUAGUAAGCUGUACCUUCAUCAUAUAUCCCAAAUAUUGAUACUAGUGUGCACUAUUCUAUGGCUUAGAUUUGUUAAGCGUUUCCGUGACAUAGCAUUGAAAGGUCUGACAGCCAUUAAACUUGACUGAUUCCUGCUUAUUCAUCCAAAUAUUUGGAAUCCUAAUUAAGACAUUUAUUUGUAAGACAUCCCAGACUGGAGGGGCUGGCCUUUUCUUCUUCUUCUUUUUUUUUUCUUUAUCUUUCUUUCAAAUUGCUUAGUUUGAUUUAAAUAAAAUAAACACUGUUUGAGGUGCGGCUUUUUGUGAUGCUAUAGGAUUUGAGAGAUUACUUACGUCUCUCGUAAGCUCAUUGAUCACAGUGGGCAGAGUACAUGCCAUAACCAGCAUUUUCUCAUCUAACAUUCACUGACAAAAAAACAUCUUGUGGUAAAAUUACACACAAUUCAUAUACUUUUCUUUUGGCUGUGUUCCUGAAUGCACCCCAUACUGCAUCAUGGAAGCCACUUUCCUUGGUAGCUAUGACACCUAGGACUCAUUGUGACCUGGCACUAUUUCAGAGGAUAUAAAGGGAAUGUAUGCAAUGUAAUAAUUCUCUCCGGUUUUCUUUUUAGUAAAUGUGGAUGAAGAGAUGGCCGAUCUAAUGCAGGAGGUUGGACUUCGAACGGUAAGCUAAAACUUCAGAGAUUCUCAUUGCAGUGUGCUUUGCAGUGAAGCAGACUUAAAAAAAAAAAAAAAAAAAAAAGAAAUUAUACCCUGAUUCACUCCUUCCUGUUUGUAUUAGCAGUUUGUAAAUGUCAGUGCUUGACCCUGAGAGUGAAAUGUACACUGUUCCAUUGCAAUUGUGUGUACUGUUGUUAAACUGUCGGGACUACACUCACAAACAGGGGGUUUGUUAUAAUAUGCAAGUUAACCUUCAUUUCAUCAUUCAAGGAAUUUUCAGUUAGAGCUGAAUGUGGAGAAUGUUUCUACGUUGUGCAUUUCAUGACAAACAUUUUGAAAAAAACACUAUAUUGUUUGCAGAAAAAAGCACAAAAGAAGCGCUUCCGAGAAGUAGACGACGACGAUGAUGAAUAUGCAGUGGGCAGCUCGUCACAGUAUAAAGGUAAUUUUUCUGAUGAAAGUUCAUAUUAUGCGAUAGUAAAGGAAAAAAAGAAUAGAAUGACAAAUGUGAUCAGUCCAAAAGGUGUAGAACAAAAUUAAAAAAAAAAAACAAAGAGCAGAAGGGAAAUACAUGGGGCAUAAACAUAUAUUGGAUGCAGGGCUAAAGGUUAGAUUUGGGAAGGAAUUUCAAUAUUCAUUUUUUUACAAGUAUUAUUGGGUUCCCCACAUAAAAAAAUAUUUAGACAUGUUGGAAUACAGUCUAAGUUCUGGCAGAGGUUGAAUGUGGUUAUUUGAACAUGUUAUGACAUUGUAUAUUCCCUGUUAAAUAAAAAAUGAUGGCCAUCUAUAGUGUAACAGAGAUCUGGAGCAGCUGGUCCAUCAGCCCCUAUUUAAACCUGCAGAGGAGACUAUUCUAAGUACCAGAAGCAAUUUCUAGGUCACCGUGAAGUUAUCAAGCCUUGCUGUACAGCCAAUAAUUAUUUGCUAAUAAAAGUGACUGAAUAAGAACAAGAAUUAAAGGAAAUGUACAGGUAACAAAAAAUGCAUAUAUUUGUGGUCGCCCCCCUUCCCGCCCAUACUGUAAACUGUCACUAAAUGCCCUUUUCCUUAAAUAGUGCAAAAAUUAGCUUUCGAAUAAUUCGUUUUAAUGCUCACUUUGAUCAGAUUUUGUGCUCCUCCUCUGAUUGCAUGUCAUUUGCUCGCCACAUUAGGUAUCAUAAAUAAAUAUAAAGAGACAAACUCACAAAUACCUAUGGAGCUUUGUGCUAUCUCUCUCUCUCUCUUGCUAUUUCUCUAUCUUGGACUUUGCGAAUUUGGCCACAGACAGUGGCAAAGUCCCCCGAUGGCUAGAGUGAGGGAAUGGGGGGGCAUGUAGAAGUGUGCGUAAUUACCUGAACCUGUACCUCACGGGCGCUGCAAUCUUUCUCGCAAUACUCCUCUUCAACAGGAGCAGACAUCACUGUCUAGAGUACAACAUUGAGGUCUAGGGGGUAUCACUGGUGAUUGCCGGUGCAUUUGACUCUUAGACUACGCCUUGAGCCUAAGAAAGUCAGACGAAGGAGAAAUAAAAAAACAAAGUAGUCCCUACUUUGUCUGUGUAUCUUUUGAGUGGGUUGGAAUUUCAGUGAAAUUUCAACACAGUCAAAAUGAGUGUUUUGUAAAGAUUCUAUUUUUAUGAAAUAUUCAUUUUUCAGGGUGGGUGCCAGUGCCGUUUUAAGCCAUUCGUCUCCUGUCCCCUGGGCUUGUGUAUCUGUGUGUAUGCCUCAUCCAAUACCUUUCCUUUUGUUUUGGUUAUUUGAACCUUUCUUAUUACCCUGCUGUCAGUUCAGUCACGAACAUAACUGCCAAACCUACUCCCGUAUAUAUCACUUAAUUCAAGACUCCUAAAAGAAGAUACUGAGUGCAUGAAUAAAGAUAUCAUGGUGUAUUUAUUAACCCCAGAUUUAAACCCAUUUCAUUUACAGAACAAGGAAGACACUUUGUAACAGAACUCACAAAUUGCAACAUAUAGGUCUAUAGUUACACAAUUUCAAUUGAUUAGAAUAACCGGCAACUCAAUAAUAACAUUCAUAUCUAUUAGUUACAUCUACGCACGUAUUGGAUCUUUUCAAAUCCAUAGACUUCACAAAAACAGCAUUUUCUUUUUUCUUUUAUGUUAUUAGCUGGUGGCUCAGGGAUUCACAGACCGUUCUCCAAAAAGCCAGAGAUUGGAACGCAAUACAAGUCAAAGGUAUUUUAUAAUUAUUGUUUUGGAUGAAUUCUGAAACUCUGCACAAACUGUCUUCUAUACAGCACUUACAAAUGGGUUUUGAAUACGAUUGCCUUGCAUUCCUUUUACAAUAUGGCAGUGGCUUAUUGUUUUCAUUGCGACAAAGACAGACUGUAUUCCGUUUUGCACUUGAGGGCGAUGCUUUUCUUUAAACAUGUAAAUCUUGAAAAUACAUACAAUUGCUGUUUAUAACAUGCCUGUAUCUGGGUAUACAUUGUAUUUUAUAAUCUGUAUAUAUAUUUAACAGAAACAAAGGACCUGGUCUAUUUUUUUUUCACUCCUUUUCCUCCAUAGUAAAACAAACAUUUGGUUACAAUAAACGUUCAACAAAAAAACAAAACAGACAUUUAGAAUAAACCGAUAACAAUUCAACAGUAUUUAAGACUGUUGGUGGGAAUAAUAAAGUGAAUUUUAUUCUUAUGACUUUUUUUUUUUUUAUAUUAUAAUGGGUAAAAAGGCACAGGUGGUAUAGAGGGACACUCAAUGCUUUAGUUAACCCAUUACUUUCAUUCUGUAUAAGGGUAGUGCUGUUACAAAUAUAUACAAAAAGACUAAAUUAAGCAUGACAACAAAUGAACAUUAUGUACAUUCCCUUUUAUAUACGUAUAUAUAUCUGGUGUGUGCACUGUGCCAUUAUUGUAAACAUUUGAUAUAUUUCCUUUGAUGUAUGAUUGUUCGCUCAAACCCAGUGUGAGAAUCAAACAGACUUUAACUUUUGACAAAGAACACUUUCAGAGGUUGUUAGUGUGUUAUUUUGUUUAAAAUAUGUAAUUGCAUAUUGGUGGCAAAAUAAUUCCUGCAAUACUGCACUGUUUUGUAGCAUGCACACUGGGUCUUCAGAAAAAAAAACCAAAAAAAACAUUGCUUAGUAAAUUAAUUAUGAUUUUACAAGUAAAUCUGGCAAUAUUCUGGUACUCUUAUAUCAUAAAUAAUUCAGCCUCUCCAGAAAAGAUGGUAUAUUUUAUUUUUGAAUGAUUGAAAAUGAAGAUCAUAAGUGACUACGAGGCAGAAUGCGUGUUCUGUGCACUUCGCUAUAAAAAGUGAAUCAGAAUGCAGGUGGAUUCUCUGCAUUGAUGAAUGCCUUCUAACGGAUGGGUAGUCUGUGCACUGCACACGAUUGUGAACUGCAAUACCCAUGACGCCCUGGUAGAUGUAUUAUAGAAUGUUUAAAUAAAUGUGUAACAGGUUGAAGAAUAAUUGUCUUUUUCAUGAUUUCUUUAUUUUCUAGAAAGGAAAAGGUGAUGUAAAGCAGAAAGGCAAACAUGAUCCAUAUGCCUACGUCCCCCUUAACAAAGCCACAUUAAAUCGAAGGUACCAAUCCCCACUACUCAUAGUAAUGUUUUCAUUGUCUGUAAGAUGCACAUGCCGUAUAAAUACCCGGCUAGCAGUCUCUUAUUUCCCCUGUACCUAAAAGGGCCAUUUCUAGACGUAAAAAAAGUGUAAUGAGGGGGGCUACUGAAAAUGGUCCCUCUAAAGUGUCUUAUCAUAUUUAUUGAUUACAAAUUAAUGUUAGGAAAUUAUUUUUUGGCUCAUCAAAAUUAAAAGAAGAGCCAAUAAGAUGUAUGCUGUGUAAAUAUAUUUUUACAAGAACAAUCAAUCGACAAAAUUAAUAAAUACAUUUAAAAAAUCGCUGUUUAGUAGAUCUAUCCCAAACAUGCAUGCAUUUAUUGUACAUUUUUUUUUUGCAUUUGAGAUAUAUCUAACAGAAGACUGCAGAUCGCUUGUCUGUAGCCUUAGCAAGCCAUCCCCUUUCAGUCAUUGCUGGAGAAAUUACCAAUCAGGAGGUUUUCUUUGACGGCCAGGGAGAUAUUUCUGCAAUUAUUUAUGAAAGUGCAGAUUUGAAAUGAAAUGUGCUACUUUUUUAAACAAUUAAAAUGAGUACUUCAUGGAGUGUUCCUAUGAGUAGAGGAUUGAAAUAAUUUAACAAUUGCACCAAUUGACAACAUGCCGAUUUCUCGUGUUCAGUGAUAUUUUUGUAGUUAUUUAUUGAAUGGGACCAAUUGUUUUCAAUAAUAUCUGUUGUUCAGCAGCAAAAUCCUAUUCUCAACAUACAUUUUGUCUAACUUAAAACAUGACAUUUUCUAGUCUUUUUCUACAGUUCUACUUGUAAGACACCUAAAGAGUAUUCUUAGAAAUUAACUUAUUUUCACUAUUUAGGCCACUUCAAACAUUUUCUUUCAUUCCAGUAUAGCUACUAAGUUACAUUGAAAGGAAAGAGCAGAAACUAAAAUACAGUAAACAUAACCUUUUAUUUAAGAGAUGAAUUGACUCCUUGUAAUUUGCAGUUGUACAAUGAAAAUGACAAUAGAAACGUGUAUCGAUUUUGCACAAUGCAUAAAAUCCUCUGCUUUAACGCAAACAAUGACUAAUGCUCUCAUUCUACAUUCUCGUUUCUCUCUAAUGUGCAGGAAAAAGGCGAAAAUUCAAGGCCAGUUUAAGGGUUUUGUAAAGGCUGCACAGAGAGGGGCACAGACUGGAAGAAAGAAAAGGAAAGAGCGAAAGGCAUGAGCGCUCCUUCGUUUUAUCUCCCUGUUUGGACUUUGUUUGAAUCCGAUUUCUUUAAUAAACAAACUUUUUUUUUUCUUGCGCUGCUAUGUGGACUGAUGGAGGGCAAUGCGCAGUCACCAACUCCAGUUUUAAUUAUUGGAGGGGAGGACUCUGCUGUGUUUACGAAUUAUAAAUCCAGUGUCAACAGAGGUGCAUUAUUAUUUUGUUUUUGCCUGCAUCUAUUUCUAAACCAUGUAGUGCCCUAGAAUUGCUCAUUGGAGCCAUCAGGCUGAUCCCUGUCCAACAUUCUGACAGAUUGAUCCUGGCUUAUGUUUUAGGAUUCAUUUAGUCUUAAUGUGAAUUUUGUUCUAAAUUAAGAAAUAUCUACAGUGUGUUACUUAUUGUGUGGAUCAGCAAAUAUAUAUUGGAUUACAUCACAGCUACACAAGGCUUCCUUGCUACAGUUCUUCUUGUCUGAUAAUUGCACUUUGUGUCCAAUCAUUGAGUGUAAUCUUCCCCUAUUUAUUGUAUCUCUGCAAGGCUUUUAGCAUUAAGCCUGGUUUUGAAAAAUACGGUAAACCAUAAUAACUAAAUAAAUAAAAAAAAUCCCCUUUUUCUGCUGUGAAAUGCCAGCAAUUCCCUGUUCUAAACACAGAACAUUUUACUUUGUGGGUGCAAAUGAGGCACAUCAUUCCUUUGAGCUGAAAUUCUAAUAUUUGCUUUUUCUUCCCUUGCCUAAUUAUCUAGCGGAAAUACAACAGGUAAAAUAUCAGGCCGUUUUAAUAAAUGGUUGGAAAGUGAGUUUAGAUAAAAACAACCAAUUAUUAAUUCGAAUAAAGUACCUUUUUUUCAGGGGAUAGCAGAGAGGAAAUAAUUUGCUCUCCUGCUGUUUGAUAUUUAUAUGACUGCAGGAAUUUGAUCAUUCCUUUUUUCUGACAAGCUGAGCUAGAGUGCAAUCCAUUGACAGGAAUCACUAUAAUUUAAUGAGUUAUCAAACUCUGUCUGUCUGAUCCCCGCUGUCAGAUGAGGAUCCGACCAUGUCUGUCUGUCAUGCAGAUGGUUAGUGGUUAUGGCAGACAAUGUAUUGUUUUAUAUGAUCCCCAUAACAUUAAAUUCUCAAACUUUUUCUGUCACACGUGUUCCUGGCUUUUCUUAACAAGGUACUGCUGUACAUACUGUUAGUUGGUUUGAUCAGUGCUUUACAUGACUGUGAAGAUUGCUGCGAGAGGCUGACAGACAUAUUUAGUUGUCACGCCAUAUGGCACUAUAACCUGUAGUAAUUGCGCAGUAUGCAGUCAGAACAAGCUAUUGGAAUGCUACAGAAUGAAGAGUCCACC
Molecule: messenger RNA, 44602 nt
Organism: Pelobates cultripes (western spadefoot toad)
Lineage: Eukaryota; Metazoa; Chordata; Amphibia; Anura; Pelobatidae
Source: the annotation of a GenBank genome assembly